AUUUGAAAUACAUUUUCAAUGCAAUGUUAUUUAAAUUGAAUUUUAAAAUCACAAUAUUUGGAAUCUAUUUGAAUAGAAAUGAAGAGUUCUUCGGCCAAAACCGGGCCAAAACCAAUUACGGGUGGCUUCAGUGGUCACUCCACUAAACUAUCACUUGCGGCUCAGUUUGACGACAUGUGUCGCUCCGGCAAUGGUCUCAUUCUGGAUUCACAGGAACAAAAUCUAAUGAACCAAAUGCUACCAAAAUGGCAAGAAAUGACCCAAGAGUUGGUCACAACGAGACAGCAAUUGGAUAAAAUGUUGGCCGAAAAUCAAGAGCUGCGGUCGAGUGUCAAACUACUGGCCGCUGAUCACCGGCGAGAGCGGUGUCGACGGAAGCGCUACGAGAGACAGGUGUCUGAGUGGCGGAACAAAUGUCUUUCAAUGAAAUCCAUUGCUUUCAAUAAUGUUGAACGCAAUCUAGAAUUGGAAGAACUCUUCGCUGAAUUGGAUCUGUCGUCGAGUGGACACCAAUCCGAUUAUGAGACGGCCUAUGAAGAGGACAGCGAUGACAACGACGACAAUCUGACGUUCACUGUGGAGGACAGUCGUGUGGACAGCCUUAUGGACAGUUGUACGGACGACACGAUUGACAUGUCUUUGCCCGAGUAUAUGGAGUACAGGAGUUCCCGAUCGCUGGCGUCGGGAAGUCUCCAGAAAUAAGUGCAUAAAUAAUGGCAUACAUUAUAAAGUGCUCA
Molecule: messenger RNA, 737 nt
Organism: Medioppia subpectinata
Lineage: Eukaryota; Metazoa; Arthropoda; Arachnida; Sarcoptiformes; Oppiidae
Source: the annotation of a GenBank genome assembly